Molecule: messenger RNA, 2342 nt
Organism: Anguilla rostrata (American eel)
Lineage: Eukaryota; Metazoa; Chordata; Actinopteri; Anguilliformes; Anguillidae
Gene: mapk12a
Product: mitogen-activated protein kinase 12a
Exons: 12
Coding region: 379-1464 (361 amino acids)
Biological process (GO): protein phosphorylation; intracellular signal transduction
Cellular component (GO): nucleus; cytoplasm
Molecular function (GO): MAP kinase activity; ATP binding
Source: RefSeq, a predicted model, not a curated record
GCACACGUGCUUGUGCAUACACGCAAUCAAACUCGCUGCAAACUGCAGUGGGCCAGUGUUUUCGCGUCUUUACCCCCAUAGUUCCUCUGGAUCUACCGCCUCUUAUAGGGGGGGAGAAACUGAAAACUCCGCCGGGCAAUACGCGAAGGUCACCUACCCUUUCAGUAAGGCAGGGCGGAGUGCACACAGGCGACCAAGGAGAAAGGGGACGUGCUGCGCAUUCACCAAGGGAGUGUGUGUGUGUGUGUGUGUGUGAGAGAGAGAGAGAAAGAGAGAGAGAGGGUGCGCGAGAGAGAAAGCUUGCAGAGGGGGCUAUGCGUGUUUGAGCCGAGAAGAAGGAAAAAGUCUGCGACCCACAUUGGCAGAUUCGGAAUCGACAUGUCGAGCCGGACCAGAGCGGGAUUUUACAGUCAGGAAGUGAAUAAAACUGCUUGGGAGGUUCCCGAACGGUACAGAGAUCUGAAGCAGGUGGGCACAGGGGCGUACGGCACAGUAUGUUCGGCGUUGGACCGCAGGACGGGCGUGCGCGUGGCCAUAAAGAAGCUCCACCGGCCCUUUCAGUCGGAGCUGUUUGCCAAACGGGCGUACCGGGAGCUGCGUCUGCUCAAGCACAUGAAGCACGACAAUGUGAUUGGACUGCUGGAUGUCUUCACCUCUGCCCUCUCAUUGGACAGGUUUCAGGACUUUUACCUGGUGAUGCCGUAUAUGGGCACGGACCUGGGGAAGUUGAUGAAGAUGGAACGUCUUUCUGAAGACAGAGUGCAGUUCUUGGUCUAUCAGAUGCUGAAGGGACUCAAGUAUAUCCACUCAGCUGGAAUCAUCCACAGGGAUCUCAAACCAGGGAAUUUGGCCAUCAACCAAGACUGUGAACUUAAGAUUCUGGACUUCGGCCUGGCCCGGCAGGCCGACAGCGAGAUGACCGGGUACGUGGUGACCCGGUGGUACCGGGCCCCGGAGGUCAUCCUCAACUGGAUGCACUACACUCAGACCGUGGAUAUCUGGUCUGUGGGCUGCAUCAUGGCGGAAAUGCUCUCAGGAAAACCACUCUUCAAAGGCAACGACCACCUGGAUCAGCUGACAGAGAUCAUGAAGAUUACAGGGACUCCAACUCAGGAAUUUAUCUCCAAACUACAGUCUCAGGAUGCUAAAAACUACAUCAAGAGCCUGCCAAAAAUUCAAAAGACAGACCUGAGGGUCCUCUUCUCGAAAGUAAACCCUCUGGCGGUCUCGGUUCUGGAGCGCAUGCUGGUUCUGGACCCAGAGCGGAGGGCGAGCGCGGCCGAGGCGCUGUCCCAGCCGUACUUCGCCGAGUUCCGCGACCCCGAGGAGGAGACCGAGGCGCAGCCCUACGACCACUCACUGGACAACACCGACCUGCCCCUGGAGCUGUGGAAACGGCACACCUUCACGGAGAUCCUGUCCUUCCAGCCGACGGUGGCCGAGGCCAAGGAGACGUCUCUCUGAGACCUUCCGGCACGUUCUCUCCCGGCCCCUCGAUCUGGCGCACUGCGUUUCCCUCUUCUGUUCCGAGGGCCCCCGGGGGCCCGCCUCUGAGUUUACACUGCCUACAUCUGCUGUGUUUGUGUGUGUGUAUGUGUGUGUGUGUGUGCGCGUGUGUGCGUGUGUGUGAGUGAGUGAGUGAGUGAGUGUGUGUGUGAGUGUGUGUGUGUGUGCGUGUGCGUGCAUACGUGUGAGUGUGUAUGUGAGUGUGUGUGAGUGUGUAUGUGAGUGUGUGUGAGUGUGUAUGUGAGUGUGUAUGUGUGUGUGUGUGCGUGCGUGUGUGUGUGUGUGCAUACGCGUGAGUGUGUAUGUGUGUGUGCGUGUGCUUGCGUGUGCGUGCGUAGUGCGUGUGCAUGCGUGUAUAUGUGAGUGUGCGCACGUGUGUUUGUGUACAUAUGUGUUCGCCUGUGUGAGUUGGCGUGUGCGUGCACACGUACAUGUAUGUGCUCUUUGUGUGUUUUAGUGAGCAUGCUUACAACGCUCGAUGUGAAGCCACGCCUGUCCCAGGACUUCAGUAGGCCAGUUAGCUGGCGAGUGUGCCGCGAGUUUUAUCAUGACGUUCACCCUGUGAGUUUCUCCAAAUCUUUCCAAAUGGUGUGAAAUGGAGCAAUUUGAUUGGCUGUUGCUUGCUCUCUGUGACAUUCCACAAAUCGCAGGUCUGCCGGAAGUUUCUUUGUUUAGCUAAGGUGACUGAUGGUACGCCUACCUUUAUGAAAAUGAAUGUAUGUUUAUACAUGAAUUGGAAAAAUUUUUUACAUUGUAAAAAUGUUCCCUGUAUAUGAAAGUAUAUCUGAUGUAUGUACCUUCAUGUACAUGAUAAACUGUACGGUAUAAUGUGUUAA